AUCACUAUCAAGUAUCAUAAAGCAUAAGAUUCGUGUAAAGAUGAAGAAGUCUUCGUUGUUCUUCGUAUUGUUAUGUUUGUUUCAAAUAAGCAAAUUAGGUUUCUGCUUAGCAGGUAGCGUUCAUAAGGAUAACUACAAUGGAGAUAAACGUCAUGGGAUCAUACGUGUCACUAGUUUCGGAGCUGUCGGCGAUGGAAAGACCGAUGAUACUCAGGCAUUUCUUAAGGCAUGGGAAGUUGUAUGUAACGGAGGAAAUGAUACAACCCUUCUAAUGCCUCUAGGAAAAACGUUUAUGCUUAAGCCGAUUAAGUUCGCAGGUCCAUGCAAGUCUUCCUCUGUCACCUUUUUGAUAAGAGGCAAUCUUGUUGCGCCGGGUUACACUUGGGACGUGGGAAUUUGCCCUGCAUGGAUUAGUUUUGGAAGUAUCAACGGUCUAGUUGUCAAAGGAGGAGGCACCCUCGACAGUCGUGGUUCUGUGUGGUGGGGUUCCGGAAAUGCUCAGGAUACGGAUCGUCCCACCGCAAUGCAUUUCAACAGCUGUAAUGGUCUUAGGGUGUAUAAUAUUCAACACUUGGACAGUCCUCGGAACCACAUAGGUCUAAGCAGCUCAAAGAACAUCAGCAUAUCGGGACUAAAGUUGACUGCACCUGGUGAUAGUCCCAAUACGGAUGGUAUAGACAUAUCGAACUGUAUAGGAGUCGACAUACGUGACUCAGUGAUAUCCACUGGAGACGACUGCAUUGCCAUUAAUAGCGGUUCCUCUUUUAUCAACAUAACCGGCCUUUUUUGCGGUCCCGGUCAUGGCAUCAGCGUGGGAAGCCUUGGAAAAGAUGGAGAGUUUGCAACCGUUGAAGAAGUGAGAGUAAAGAACUGCACUUUGUCAAACACAACGAACGGUGUCCGCAUCAAGACAUACCAGAACGGAUUAGGAUAUGCUCGGAAAAUAUCAUUCGAGGAUAUCAAUAUGGUGGAUUCAAAGAACCCUAUUAUCAUCGAACAGAACUACUACAACCGGGGCAAACUCGAAGAAGUAGGCUUUGAGUAUAGUAACUAUCAAAACCUUGGUAGUAAAAAUCGUUUUUACCAGACUGAGUCUGGCAAUGCAAGAGGCGUGAAAGUGAGCGAUGUGCGUUACAGUAGAAUAUCCGGUUCAUCUGCGAGCGACAAUGCCGUCACGUUUAACUGCAAUGCGGACUUGGGAUGCGACGAUAUUGUGAUGGACGAUGUGAAUAUUGUUUCGGCGAAAGCAGGUCAGGUAGUGUCGGCUUCUUGCAAUAAUGUUCAUGGGAGUUAUCUUAAUUCACCUGUUAGUUGUAUUAAUAAGUAGUUGGAGGGGGUACGUGAUGUUAUUGCAUUUGUAUUUGGAAGAACCAAAGAACGUUUUAAAAUUAUGUUAAGGCUGAUUAAUAAAAUAUCAAAAAUGUCACUGCAAAUUCUGAGACUAUUGAGAAGGGA
Molecule: messenger RNA, 1455 nt
Organism: Raphanus sativus (radish)
Lineage: Eukaryota; Viridiplantae; Streptophyta; Magnoliopsida; Brassicales; Brassicaceae
Product: probable polygalacturonase At3g15720
Exons: 6
Coding region: 41-1327 (428 amino acids)
Biological process (GO): carbohydrate metabolic process
Molecular function (GO): polygalacturonase activity
Source: RefSeq, a predicted model, not a curated record